AAACCUCGCUUACCUAGGGUUCAUGGUACAAUCCUUUUGCUGCUGCAAUCGUCUGAGGCUUCAGUGUGAUUUUUCUCCGUUUUCCCCUCUUCUUCCAGCAGCCAUGAUUAUUUCAGAGAAGAACCGUAGAGAGAUCUCCAAAUACCUCUUCCAAGAGGGAGUUUGCUAUGCGAAGAAGGACUAUAACUUGGCGAAGCAUCCAUUAAUCGAUGUGCCGAACCUACAGGUGAUUAAGCUGAUGCAGAGCUUCAAAUCUAAGGAGUACGUUCGCGAGACAUUCGCUUGGAUGCACUACUACUGGUACCUUACAAAUGAUGGUAUUGAGUUCCUCAGGACUUACCUUAACCUUCCUUCUGAAAUUGUGCCUGCUACUUUGAAAAAAUCUGCUAAGCCUCUUGGUCGUCCCAUGGGUGGACCUCCUGGCGAUCGUCCCCGUGGACCACCAAGGUUCGAGGGUGAUAGGCCAAGGUUCGGCGACAGGGAAGGGUAUCGUGCUGGACCAAGAGGUCCACCUGGUGAGUUUGGAGGUGAAAAAGGUGGAGCUCCAGCUGACUAUCAGCCUGCUUUCAGGGGUUCUGGUGGAAGACCUGGAUUUGGUCGUGGAUCUGGAGGUUUUGGUGGUGCACCCCCUAGUUCAAGCUUCUCUUAAAUCCUUGCUAUCUUAGGCUAGGUGGUGGUUGCAAUUUUGAUUAUCAGAUGUUGGAAACACUUGGUUGUUCAUUUUCUUGUCAAACUUAAAAUUCCAAGCUGGGCAAGUUUAUCUUUAUGGAUCUUUAGAGAAUUAUAAGUUUUUACUUCUGUUUCUUGACCGUUUUUGAUUUUGUGUUAUUGAGAUAUACUUGCAAUUCGUGUUAUUUGAAAUUGAAAA
Nicotiana tabacum (common tobacco) is the source of this 868-nucleotide messenger RNA. Its product is annotated as small ribosomal subunit protein eS10z-like. The record is from RefSeq and is a predicted model, not a curated record. Gene Ontology annotation, molecular function: structural constituent of ribosome; RNA binding. Gene Ontology annotation, cellular component: cytosolic small ribosomal subunit. NCBI's taxonomy places the organism in Eukaryota, Viridiplantae, Streptophyta, Magnoliopsida, Solanales, Solanaceae.